AGUCUACAUCGCGUCGCCGUCGAUGCCGGGCGACGCCGCGUGCUCAUAAAAAAAUAAAUAUUGAAAUAAAAACUACUUUUAAAGUCUGUGUUAAUUACUAUAUAAAGAGUGAAUUCUAAUUUGUGCGUCACCCUGGUGAUUUAUUGGAUUGCAACUACCUUCGAAAUUCAAGAUUUUUGGAUCCACCAUUUGUUUCGAGCCGCUUCUCCAAUCCAAGGCCAUAAGUUUCUGUAAACCGGUCCGCACAACUUAAAAACAAAUGAGCAGAAUGAACGUAAGCUGAUCCCGGUCGGUGUGCAGUUAGCGUCGGUGGUCGAUAUGGGUUGGACGCGAUACAUUGCGUGCGCUCUUCUGUUGUUGUGCCCGUUAGCGUUGAGCCGGCACGACGACGACUUCGCUUUUGAUAAUAGCGAAGAAUUUCAGCUUGAACUAACAGCAAAUCAUUCAGAAAUAGCAAAAAAUGGCCUAAAAAGAUUAUGGGGUGUAGCAGACACGUCUGCGUAUGUUGGUCAUCUCUUCCGAAUGGAAAUACCAAAAGAAGCGUUCACCGGAGAAGUGUUAGCUUAUAAGGUUCGUCGUGAAGAUGACCGCCGCAUGCCCAGCUGGCUGGCCGUGGAUUCAAAGCACGGCCUGAUCAGUGGCAUUCCGCAGCCAGUAGACCUGGGCCCGCAUACCUUCACUGUUACCGCGCACGGCCGCACUCACGGCCUCACAGCCACGGAUUCCUUCACUAUAGAGGUGAAAAAAUCAGAAGAAAAACCUCAUUCUAAAUACGGCACCUGCAUCGGGAACGAAAAACAUUUGAUACUAAUCAUUCUAAUAGAUGGAGCCUUCCAACACAUAUCGUCACGACAACGGAUCCGGGCGCUCAUGGAACUCUCCAACUUCAUGGCUAUUGAUGGGGAAGAGUUCUGGAUUACGCCGUACAAAUCCGAUUCUGAGCAGACGCAGAACAUACUCAUGACGGGCCCAGGGAGUUCACAGCGAAAACGAGGCGACGCCACUACCGCUAUCUAUCUAAACGUGGGAUGUGAAGAGAAACUAUGGUCGCGGCACAAAGUCUUAGUGGCGGGUAUAAGGGAGCAAUCUCGUGACGGUACUCUUGAGCAUCUAUUACGUCUGCCGGUACUUGGUUGGAGACUUGCCGCAGCUCGUCCACUGCCGCGACAUAAACGACAGUCGAAUAUGGAUGAGGGUUCGGGUCUGGACGACAUCUAUGAUGAUGAAGGUGAUGCCGACGAUGGUGAAGAUGAUUUCAGCGGCGACGAAUAUGAUGAUGGCUAUGGAGAAGAACCUGAAGUGAAGAUAGAUCCUAUAUCGGAGCCUGUUUCGGAGCCUAGCAACGUUAAUUAUACACACGAAUUGCCACCUAUUAGUCCCAGACGAUUCCCACCAGAAAAACUAGAUUUCAUGCCAGUAGUAAUACCUACAACGCCUGAAAUAGAUUUGCAAACAGUAAUAAUACGCGAGACAUACAAUCUGCCUACGUCGUCGGAGGCACAGAUGCCGAUGACGUCAUCCGAGAUACCGUCAAGCCCGAUACCGGAAUCUACUCCGGUAUCGUCGACGUCGGUAUCUCCGGUAUCGGCAGUGAUACCACCAGUGGUAUUAACGGCGAUUAACACUACGGUGGCGAGUACUACGGAGCAAUCGACCACGCCUGUGGUCCAGUCUACGACCCAAGAGGUUCCAACAACGACGCAGGAGCCAGUCGCUUCGAGUGAGAAGUCUAGCACGAUAAUCGGACGUACGACAGAAACGGUUACUUUCCCGGCACCGGUCACGCUACCCGUGCCCGUCAAUCAACCGCCCACGCUCAAGCAUCACAUGAAGAAACUAGCCAUCACCGCCGGCAAAGCUUUCAGGUAUAUAAUACCAGCUGAUUUGUUUACCGAUCCCGAGGAGGGCAGUAACCUCACGUUCACCAUGUACGAAGCAGACAGUAUCCGCCUCAGCAAGACAUCCUGGAUACAGUUUAUACCGUCUGGCCGAGAAGUCUAUGGAUUACCAUUGGAUCGUCACGUUUCUCGCUGGAACUUCAUAGUCGAAGCUCAAGAUAGCGAAGGAUUAGUGGCGCGUGGUCCACUAGAUAUAACCGUUCAACAGCACAAGAGCGGUCGGACGAUAAACCAUAAAUUUGUCAUGGAGUUCAAGCUGCUCAGAGAUUACAAUAACACUAUAGACUGGCAGAUAAAAGCGUUGGAGGGUUUAGUGAACCUCUUCCGGGAUACAGAUAUGGAUCACUUGACGGUAUUGAAUGCGACGCAAAACGGUGACAUAUGCGAGUUUGUGUGGACCAAUGAUACGCUGCCUAAAGAUCCAGCAUGUCCGAAGGAUGAUAUAAAACGACUUAUGAAGAUAAUGGAGUCAGACAGUGAACCGGGUAGUCCGUCGGCGGGUUUAGCUCGCGCUAUGUCGCCAGAGUUGAAAGUUAGCGGUGUAUCAUGGGUGGGUGUGGGACCGUGUGCACAAGGACAAGUGCCGGUCACUAACGCCCCGGUCGAUACCUACCCACCCGUCACUAGGAACCAGGUGGACCAUCUGCGGGCCACCGCUGGACACCUGUUUGUUUACAAAGUGCCAGAGGAUACGUUCUUCGACCCCGAGGAUGGUGGCACUAGAAACUUGCAUUUGAGUCUUCGAUACGAUGACAGAUCGGAACUGCCGCCCGGACACUGGUUACAGUUCGACGCCAACAAUCAGGAGUUUUACGGGCUGCCCGCACCCGGCGACGAGGGCCGCGUGCCAUACCAACUGAUAGCUGAAGAUUCGAGUAAAAAGAACGCGUACGACAGUUUAGUAGUAGAAGUGCUCAAAGCACCACCGAUACGGCCGACUGUCGAGUUCCAAAUGACUAUGGAAUAUCCUUUCCCUAUGCUGGCAUACGAUGCUACCAACAAACGGAAGGUGGUAGAGAAACUAGCCGCUCUCUUCGGACAGAAAGACACGGACAAUAUAAGGAUCGACAAAAUCACUGACAACCCCACUACGAUUAUAUGGUACAACACCAGCUUGCCAAUGGACAGGUGCCCGAAGAAGGAGAUAGAGGAAUUACGUAAAAUGAUAAUAGUAGACUACCGAGGUUCCGCUGGUGCCCUAAAGGAAAACGUCGACCACGUGUUCGAUAAAGACCUUAAAGUUAUGUCAAUAAGGCUCAUUCCUCAAGGAUUGUGCGCUGAACAAAACACCAAAAUACCAAAGACGACUAUACAAGUCCAUCCCGCCUCUGUGAAUCACCAGAGUAGCAGUAAGACCGCUAGUGCGGAUAAUGGAUACUUGGUUACGUUCAUAAUACCAGCGGUGGUUAUCGUCUGCAUGAUAUUGGUAGCUGGAAUCAUUGCCUGUGUCCUGUACAGAAGACGACGAACAGGUAAAAUGAGCGUAGGCGACGAAGAAGAGAGACAAGCUUUCCGGUCUAAAGGCAUCCCGGUCAUAUUUCAAGAUGAACUAGAGGAGCGCACGGACACGGAACCUGUCCACAAGAGUCCCGUCAUAAUGAGGGAAGAAAAGCCCCCAUUAUUGCCCCCAGCGCCUGAUUAUAGGCCCGGGGACGAUGCUCCGUAUCGCCCUCCUCCACCCUUCGCAGCAACUAGGACCCCUCCACGGCCCAAAGCCACUCCUACAUACAGAAAACCCCCUCCAUACGUCCCGCCUUAAGACACUGCCUCACUAAGUAAGUAUUUUUAAGAUAGAAAUGCAAAAGACCCGUUAACAUGUCGAAAGUAAUAGUUAUCUCUCGUUUAAAGUAUUUCAAAAUUCGAGAGGAUUUCUAAUAAUGAGCCGUUCCUGCGGUCAUUGCUUUUGCUUAUAUUAAACCGCUACUAUUUAAAUCACUCACUACGUUAAAUUACAUUUUAUUCUUAUUUGCAAUGAUCACAGUAACGACCAUUAAAUCGACGGCAUGGAAUCGAUAUCAAAAAUUAUUCGUUAAAAAUGCCUGGCUUUCCAAUCGAAAUAACAUCAACGACUAGUCGCUUAAUUCAGUUGCCACUAUUAAUUUAUUGUGAAGUUUUUAACGAUUACCUAUAUUGACUUGGCAGCAUUUAUUUUUGUAUUUGUAUACGGUUUUUUUUAUUUAACAUAACAUGCAUUUACUAUAUGAAAAUUAUUAUUAUAAUUGGUCAAAACAAGGAAUUGUCCACGUUGUGACUUACGGUCAGUUGUACAAACGUCCAUUAAAGUUUAACGACGCCUUUAAAGACUAAUACAUGUCAAAUUUGUAUGAGUAAUGUCGCUUUAAACUAAUGGACAUUUGUGCAACUGGCUGUAAGAAUUUUCAAAUAAUAUCAUGGAUUAGCUUGUCUAAUGACAUGACAAAAAAGGUGUUGAUCCUUUCAAUUAUAUGAAAUUGGAGACUUUACAAAGACCUAACUCUAACGUUGUUGUUGAAGUAGACAAUGUUAUUUAGCUUUGUAGGUUAAGCAUUGAUCGGUACUUUAAUAAAUUAUGGUACACAACGAAGGCGACCAGCCUCGCGUUCAGUACUUCGACAAUUAUCGAAUGCAAUGUAGUUUUACACCUAUAUUGAUAUGGCACAAACGUUAAUGUCACAUGCUUAUUUGUAAAGAUAUACUAAAGGUAUAGUUAUUUACUAAUAAUUUGAAUUCGAGGAUGUAUGUUCUCCGAGAGCAGCUAUUUGCUGCAUAUCUUGUUUACUGAAACAAAUAGUUUGUAUUCAUUUCAAUUAAUUUCUCCACUUCUAAUAAUUUUAUUUAUGAAAUCAAAUUGUUAAAUAAAUAAAAACAUUAUCUCUAAUGAACUAAUACCUGUAAUAAGUGAUUCGAGCAAACCUAAUCACUCGAGAUAAGUUUUGGCUAAGUGUGUGCCAUUGAUUAAAAUUGUUAUAUAAUUAAAUAAAAAAAAAACAUAUCGAACAUGUAACGGUUUAGCCUUUAGCGUAGAUCUUCCAUACAUGAUAUGUUAGUUAGAGUGUGCGUGUAAAUGUAUAUGCGAAAUAAAGAUGUAUAUGUAGUAAAGGGUGCUGAUCUUGAUACUUGAAAGCCUGUUGUGGACAUUUAGAUCAGGAAAAAGUGACGAUACUUCGAGUAUAUGUUUAUUUUCAUCAUAAUUGAAUUGUUAAUGACGAUUUUAUUGGACGAAAAUAAAGACUGAUCUAUAUAUAAAACGUAAAUCUAAAUUAUUUUCAUUUUCUCUUUGAAAAGAUUAAUUGUCAAUUUAAUGUAUUUCAACGAAGUAUGAUACGAUAAUGAAACGUAACUAUGCCAUCAUAAGAAUGACCUUAACAGGCUUUCAUCGCGCCGAUAUUGAAACGAAUCGCUGUUUAUUGCAUGGUUAAAACGAAACGAUUAGAUGAUGUGUACACUAUUCAAUAAAAUUAACUUAAUGUCGUAAUGAAUUAUACAACUGACUCUAGUUAUAGGCUAUGAAUAGAUAUUUUAAGGGUGAAAUAUCAUUUUGUACUUGUCUAAUUAAUUAUUACCAUAGGUAUAAGGUUAACAAAUGUAAACUAUAGGGACUAUUGAACGAAAUGAGCUAAAAAUGUAUUUAAUUUUUUAUUUGGAUGUGUUUUUUUUCUACUGUAUACUAUUGUAGAGUUCUGCAUUUAUAGAUCUUUUUAGCGUUAUUGAUAUACAAUAUGAAGUUGUUUGCCAUCAUUUACUUUGUUUUUCUUAUUUCGAUAAUUCAAUGUACUUAAAUGUAAUGUCCACAUUAAACCGUACCAUUUUCAUCAUUUUAUUAUAUUUUCUUGUUUUUUGCUAUACUUUUACUUUAAACACUUUUCAUUGGAUACGCACACAUAUAUAUUAUUUAUGAGCUUUUAUUUUGAAAUAAUUAAAUUGAUCUAGUG
This is a messenger RNA of Diatraea saccharalis (sugarcane borer), 5809 nucleotides long. Lineage: Eukaryota; Metazoa; Arthropoda; Insecta; Lepidoptera; Crambidae. The record is from the annotation of a GenBank genome assembly.